CUCUCCGCCUGCGCUGGCCGCGCGCGCCGGGCUCCCCUCCCCCGCGGUCGCCUCCCGGCCUGCGAACGCGGCUCCCCAGUGUCCUCUGGAACGCCCGCGUGGCUGUCGGGUUUCGAAUCCCGGCGCCGACCCUCGCCCUGGGCCCGAGCGACCGAGUCGCUGGCCAGCCUUUGCCCCCCGCAUCAAUCAUUAAAGGGUCGGCCCGGGCUGCAGAGGCCCGAGAAGGGGGAUGGAGCGGCUGCUCGGAAGCUCAGGUCUUGUCUUGAACCUGCAGCGACGCCCCCGGCGCGGGCACAAAGGCUCCGACGGCGACCGGCCGGGGCUGCCUAGCGCGCGGGAGCCGGCGCCAGAGGUCGCCUGCGUGCGCACUAGUGGAGCCCCGGGCACCAUGCCGCGGCGCCUGCAGCCCCGGGGCACGGGCACAAAGGGCCCUCCCGCCACGGCCGCCGCAGCUUCGGGGGCCGCUCGGCAUUCCCAUCCCGCAGUCCCCGGGGACCUCCCGGCUUCGCCCAAGCAGUUGCUGCGUUGGGACGAGGUCCCCGACGACUUCGUGGAGUGCUUCAUCCUGUCGGGCUACCGGCGUCUGCCGUGCACGGCGCAGGAGUGUCUGGCCUCGGUGCUGAAGCCUACCAAUGAGACGCUCAACUUCUGGACGCACUUCAUCCCGCUGCUGCUGUUCUUGAGCAAGUUCUGUCGCCUGUUCUUCCUGAGCGGCCGCGAUGUGCCCUUCCACCACCCGUGGCUGCUGCCCCUGUGGUGCUACGCGUCGGGUGUGCUGCUGACCUUCGCCAUGAGCUGCACGGCGCACGUGUUCAGCUGCCUGUCACUGCGCCUGCGCGCCGCUUUCUUCUACCUGGACUACGCAUCCAUCAGCUACUACGGCUUCGGCAGCACGGUGGCCUACUAUUACUAUCUGCUGCCUGGCCUGAGCUUGCUGGACGCCAGAGUCAUGACCCCGUACGUGCAGCAGCGCCUGGGCUGGCACGUGGACUGCACGCGCCUCAUUGCCGCCUACCGUGCGCUGGUGCUGCCGGUGGCCUUCGUGCUGGCGGUGGCCUGCACGGUGGCUUGCUGCAAAAGCCGCACCGACUGGUGCGCCUACCCGUUCGCCUUGCGCACCUUCGUCUUCAUCAUGCCGCUCAGCAUGGCCUGCCCCAUUAUGCUGGAGAGCUGGCUCUUCGACCUGCGUGGUGAGAACCCAACGCUCUUUGUGCAUUUCUACCGCCGCUAUUUCUGGCUGGUGGUGGCCGCCUUCUUCAACGUGAGCAAGAUCCCCGAGCGCAUCCAGCCGGGCCUCUUCGACAUUAUCGGCCACAGCCACCAACUCUUCCACAUCUUCACCUUCCUCAGCAUCUAUGACCAGGUGUACUACGUGGAGGAGGGCCUGCGCCAGUUCCUUCAGGCCCCGCCUGCUGCGCCCACCUUCUCGGGCACGGUGGGCUACAUGUUGCUGCUGGUGGUGUGCCUGGGGCUGGUCAUCAGGAAGUUCCUAAACAACCCGGAAUUCUACAGUAAAAAGUGAACCUCCGCCACGGAGGAGGCUACUGGUUUGCCCGCCUGUUUGUUUGGAAUUUAUGUUAUUGCUGAUGUUGGUUUGUUUUCAAGUUUUCUUGUGUUUCCUUCUUUGCUCGAAGAGGGUGCUGCAAAACCACAAGGGAAAGGACCAUUGCUGCUAGGGGUCCCAGCCCACUUGGGGCUUUGGAAGAGGGAGAGGGGGAUCAAAUAGGAGGCAGAGGACCACAUGGUUCUUGCCCUUGGGAAAAAAAAGUCAGGUAGUGUCUUUGACAUCCAGGGAUUUUUUGCAAAGGUAGAGAAUAAAAUCCCAAAUGAAACGCCA
Sciurus carolinensis (gray squirrel) is the source of this 1837-nucleotide messenger RNA. It is a transcript of the gene Paqr9, whose product is annotated as progestin and adipoQ receptor family member 9. The record is from RefSeq and is a predicted model, not a curated record. The transcript has 2 exons. Bases 230 to 1522 code for a protein of 430 amino acids. Gene Ontology annotation, molecular function: signaling receptor activity. Gene Ontology annotation, cellular component: membrane. NCBI's taxonomy places the organism in Eukaryota, Metazoa, Chordata, Mammalia, Rodentia, Sciuridae.